CCGCCUCCGGGUUAAGGGAUAAAAGGUCAACCGGAAGUUAAGAGUAGAACGAUGGUGGCGCGGAGGGUUCGCACCAUGGCGGGGAGAAAGGAUGGUGUCGAGGUUGUUUCUGCAGCCGUCCUUUCCUCAGACGAAGAAAGCGACGAGGCUCCAGAGGAGGUUACCUUCGAAAGCGCGCGAGUCGCGGCUGAGACAGCGCGCCGAUUGGCUGGGGAGUUCGCGCGCAGAGAGAAGACUACCUUGAAAGAAAAGAGACGACAGAGAGAAGAACUAUUUAAGGAGCAAAAGAAAAGAAAGCUGCUUCCUGAAAAUGUGUUAGAGGAGUUGGCAUCAUCAACACAGAAAAGCAAAAACCAGCCAUCUGACGCACCUGAGCAAGGUCAGAAUGUUGAAGAUGAGUCUGAAAGUGAGCAUGGCAAAAAAGAUACAAAAGGCAGCAGUGGAGAAGAAAAAAUAGCAACUAGGAUCCAAGAAAACUAUAUGGCUGUGCGUUUAAAAGAUCAGGAUUUAACCAACAAGCAGCAGCAAAGAGCCAAAGCCUUCAUACGAAGACACCUCUAUGGAGCAGGCUGCAAUCGAACUACUGCAAACAAGUAUUUUUCUGUUGCAAACAAGAAAAGUGUAGUCAAAAAAGCUGCAUUCCAGUUUGUGAAAAACUCUUGGGGUCGAAUGGAAAAGCAAAAAGCUAAGCAGUUUACAAAGCACUGGGUUUCUUCAACGAUAAACUCCUGAAACAUAUUGGCUGCAUUUUGACAUGUUGUUGUGGAAAAUAUCAUCUUGAGGACUUGCGUUUGAGUUUACAUUGCAUAAAAGCUAUAGUCAAUAUGCUUUCUUACAAAAUAUGUUUAAAAUUAUAGAAAGUUUUGAUGGUACAAUAGUGUUCAUUACAUUUUAAAGCUUAAAUGUAUAUGCUGCUUUUUGGAUAAAGAUUUAGUCCUUGCUAGUCUCUUCUUCAAUGUGUAAUAUAGCAUUUUAUCUUUUUGUGUUUAAAGGAUGGCUUCUCAAGGAAAUAUUGCACAGUAAUUAAAUAGAGUGAGGGCUUUAUCAUGUUUGUAUUGUGCAUCCUCCCCAAAGUAGUAUAGUGUACUUAGUAGUUUUUCACAUUUAAUCUGAAUUUAAGAAUGCAAGUCUUUUCCUCAGCUUGCUUAACUGUGCAAGGAAUUUUAUACCAUUCCACAGGAAUUGUUUUAUAUUCUGAGCUUUUUUUUUUUUAAUCUCUUAAUUCUUACAGCUGCAAAGGUAUGCGUAAGCAAUAUCUGCUGGAACAACAGAAGGCAGAGGUACUGAUAUAAGUGAAAUUCUCAAUUGUUAAAAAUGGGAUGCAAAAGAAAAAAAUAGAAUUGUACAAAAUUAAAAAACCCAUUUGCUCAAUAUGGAUUUUAAAAA
Rhineura floridana is the source of this 1386-nucleotide messenger RNA. RefSeq names its product nucleolar protein 7 (gene NOL7). Lineage: Eukaryota; Metazoa; Chordata; Lepidosauria; Squamata; Rhineuridae. The transcript has 8 exons. Bases 52 to 732 code for a protein of 226 amino acids. The record is from RefSeq and is a predicted model, not a curated record. Gene Ontology annotation, molecular function: RNA binding. Gene Ontology annotation, cellular component: nucleus.